GCGGCUUCUCAGCGCGGGCACCGUCACGUCUUCAUCCGGCAAGGACAGGGUCAGGAGGAGAGUACAUCCUGGUGCUUAAAGGAUGCUCCAGUAGACGACACUGAUAGCCUACGUUUUCUAUAUUGCACCGUCAUGAUUGGGAAGGGGCCCGAGCCAGAGGCCACGUCUUUCUGGCGUUUUGGAUGAUGCUCUGAUGAUAGGUCGGCUGACUUGACAGAAGAAGCCGCGUUUAGACAGACAGAGAAGACUUCCUGACGAGCCCUACCGAGCAAAAGAAGAACUGCGCGGCUGCUUGGGGAGGAGGCUGGAGAGAAAAACUGACACGUGGAUUACUCCUCCUUCGGCAUCAGGGAAAACAGAUUGCCUCCUGUGCAGCUCAGCUUCGUGAUCAUCGCCUCUGGUCUUGUUAGUGCGGUCUUAUAGGUAAUGGAUUAAAAUAUCGCCAACCCGAGAUGUGAUUGCGCACAUAUACUUCCAGAGAAGACUUGUUUUUUUUGUAACAUUUUGAACAGGGGACUUUUUCUGACAGUUCGAACAGCGGAACGAGUAUCGAAAGUGAACAGCCGAAGCGGUUGAGAGGGGGCUGCUGUUACCUCGCGUUGAAUGGCAGUUCUUCAAAAAUAUGGCAAGAACUAUAGUCCAGAUUUGGUCUGUCAUAAGGAAAACCAUCCGUCUGACAAGAUCGGAGCACCUGGGUGUCACAAGAAGUGGCCUGAACACAACACCAACUGGUCAAGGCCAGUGGCGAGGGUAUGGACGGUGGUGCUGCUGCUUGGGACGUGCCUCCUCUACUGCGCCCGUGUGGCGAUGCCCAUCUGCGCCGUCAGCAUGGCAGAGCAGUUCAAGUGGAGCAAGAGGGAGUCCGGCAUGGUGCUGGGCAGCUUCUUCUGGGGCUACUGCUUCACCCAAGUGCUCGGAGGUUACGUCAGUGACCGGGUUGGCGGUGAGAAGGUCCUCCUGCUGUCGGCAGCAGCCUGGGGGUCGAUGACAGCCUUCACCCCGAUCCUGGCCCACUUCUGCUCCCAGCCGAUCCUCUCCAUGACACUGGCCCGCUUCCUCAUGGGCUUGUUGCAAGGAGUUCAUUACCCCUCUCUGGCGAGUCUGUGCUCUCAAAAGGUGGUGGAAAGCGAGAGAGGCUUCCUCAUGAGCACCGUGGGUAGUGGCUCCUACCUGGGCACUCUGGUGAUUGGAGGCGCUGGCUCCCUCAUGUUGGACCUGUAUGGCUGGGAGAGCGUUUUCUACGUGUCUGGUCUCCUCUCAGUCCUGUGGGCCUACUGCAUGUGGAAAUACCUGCUCAAAGGAGAAGGGCCUAUCAUCACCCUGGAGUCCCUGGGAAGUGGUGGGCCCCAGUCCAAACUGUCCAAAAGACACUGGUUACGGCUCCUCAAGCAACCUGCAGUAUGUGCUGUGAUCGUCACGCACCUUUGCACAGCGAGCACCUUCUUCACCCUUCUGUCGUGGCUGCCAACAUUCUUUAAAGACACUUUCCCCGAUGCCAAGGGUUGGGUGUUCAAUGUCAUUCCCUGGUUGGUGGCCAUACCCUCAUCCCUCUUCAGUGGCUGCCUAUCUGACCACCUCAUCAGUCAAGGCUUCGAUACAGCCUCAGUGAGGAAGUUGAUGCAGUUUUUCUCCAUGGGUGUGUCCAGUGUGUUUACCCUUCUUCUAUGUGGCAACACCACCUUCCCUUGGGCUGUAGCAUUUGUGUCUGCCACCAUGGGCCUCACCACCUUCAGUCACAGCGGUGUAUCUGUAAAUGUUCAAGAUCUUGCUCCUUCCUGUGCUGGAGCAUUAUUUGGUGUUAUGAAUACAUGUGGUGCUUUCUCAGGGGUCCUAAUGGUGUAUUUUUCGGGGUAUCUCAUCGAGUCCACAGGCUCGUGGGCGACUGUGUUUGCCCUUAUCACCACAGUCAACCUGCUGGGCCUGUGCACCUUCCUGGCCUUCGCUGAGGCCCGCCGGGUCGACAUUGAUUCUAGUAAGGUCCGCCACCACAACAUCCACAUCUAAAUCAUCAGUGGGACUAGAAUCCUAUUCCCAGAGAGAUAUGACCAUAGGGCAACCUGCAGCUUGGAGGACUAGCCAAUGGAUAGCAAUUGGCACAUGGAUAAAGCCCACAUAUAACAUCUGGAAAACUUCGCUCGGCUCUGCGUCUGGUUGAGGACGUACUGCAACAGUUACUGAAAAGCACACAGCAGAGCCUGCACAAUGUUAUUGAAACGUCAUGUAAAGCUAGAGCGUUGAAUCCUAAAAAAAAACACAGUUUAGCUGUUAGUGGAUGUUUGGUCAGUUCAGGGUGGAAUGGGAAAGGUCACAGGAGAAAAAUGUCUACACUACCUCCCGGUCCCAGCGUGCGCAGCAUGCGGUGGGGAAACAGUUGCUGGGCUAAUGUUGGCGCUUGUCAUUUGUUACUUAUAAGAAGAUGCCAUGGAAAUUGUUAUCCGUUGUGUCUGUGUGCGUGUCGGAGGAGCUGUGAGAGUGAUGGAUGUGUUAGUCUCAGGAGCUCUCUGACAGUUGUGAUGGUGUUCUAACCCUACGGGGGGUGGGGGUGGUGUUGUGGGCACAUGUGGGUGACGCAGGGAGAGUCAAGCCUCCUCGUACCUGAAGUCUUUUAUUAGUGCGCCCCGCUCACUGAGUGUACUGUCUGAGUGACACCUCAUUACCCAGCCACUAAUUACUUAGCGGGCACUCUAAAGUCCCGUACGAUUUACCUUCUACUGUCCCCAUCUCCAUGGUUACAAGCUCAUCUUAUCGUUAUAGGUUGGUGGGGGUGAAAGGCGUCACGGUAACCUUCAUGGUAACAAGGCUUUCUCUGAGUGUGUUCUCUCUGGUUGUCGUCUUGAAGGAUAUGUUUCGAGUAGGAAGACCAAAGUUUAAAUAAUUCUUUUAUUUUCUUUAAGUGUGAUUGGAUGUAAUAGAAAUACCUCACUUAAUUAUUUUGAGUAAUUAUAUAUUUAUAAAGCAAAAUUUUUUUUGGUCAGUUUCAAACUUUUUUUGAAAAGAAAUGUAUUAGGUAAGAUGACAGAAAAUCAUAGUAAGUUAUAAAAAAAAUGUGAUGCAGUAUAAAUAACCCUAAUAGACCUUUUGUGCAAGUCUAGAUUCCUCACUUGUUUUCUGACCUGCACUCUCCUCUCUAAGGAGACAGGAUUGGUGAAAAGAAACAUGUCUGUAUUAGCAUCUUGGCGAAAACUGCACAGGCAGACAAGCAGUAUCCCCAGCGUGUGUGUGUGUGUGUGUGUGUGUGUGUGUGUGUGUGUGUGUGUGUGUGUGUGUGUGUGUGUGUGUGUGUGUGUGUGUGUGUGUGUGUGUGUGUGUGUGUGUGUGUGUGUGUGUGUGUGUGUGUGUGUGUGUGUGUGUGUGUGUGUGUGUGUGUAAAGAUCUAUCGUUGUUACUGCACUUGACAUCAUUGUUACAUUGGCGUGGAUGCCGGAUGUAUUUGGGAAGGAGAUAGUUAGGAGGGAGCCCAUUCACUUGCCAAGGUGGUGUCAGAUGUAGUGCAUCUCCACUCAUUAAAGCAGACUUGAAUACCAGAGUCUCCAUGUUACCCACUGACAAGAUGAAUGUUGAGAGGUGAGAGAUUUUAAAGUGAUACGUUGGGUCCACGGAGCCCCGUAAGGUCAUAUCUGUUUUAUCUUGUGCGUGCAAGUUGUUUGUCUUGUGGAAGCAAGUUAUUACCUCGUGCGUGCGAGCAAGUUAUUAUCGUGAUUAUAACUUGUACGCAAAAGUUUUUUUUGUAAAAGUCUUUCAGGACAGGCUCCUUACAAUGCUGGAGGAAAUUUGGUGUAUUGGUAUUACUUCAAAGUAUGUAGCAAAUGAAGCUAGCCGCGUAGCUCUGGCUGAAUGUUGAAGAGAUUGUAGCAUUUCGAUGUGGCGUUCACAGCACAGUAUCCGUUUUACAUUUUGAAGAUUUCUUUUUCAAUCUAGAUGCUUACUUGACAUGUGUACCUUGAAUCUAUGCAUUAAUUAUUUUGUACCUGAUUUAAGCCAUGAGAGGAUUGUAAGAUAUGCUCACCGUGGUCACAUGUUGCUUCUGUGUAAGUUGUUACAUACAUACAAAGGCACCUAUGCUUACGUUGGUUUGGAUGUUUUUCUAUAAACACUUGUGUGUGUUGGUGUGUGUCCUUUAGGUUGAAUAUCUUGUCAGUACAGAUUUGAUUACUGAAAUGCCAAAUAUGUUAUUUACAUUGUCAUGGUCAAUGGUUGCAAAAAUGUGGGCAAUAUUUUCAUACCUUAUGCUCUCUGUCUUUCAGAGUAAAGAGGCAUUAUUCUGUACUUUCCUACAUCAAACGUAUUUAAGUUAUCUGUUUGUGUGUAUGUUACAAAGACACAUAAACCUACUGACUAUGUUGCAUAACUUAUUUUAAUAUCUGAUCAAUUCUGAAUGUCACUAAGUGUAUGCCUAGACCUUUCAGACACACAUAUUUAAAUAAGACCGCUGUACUAAAUACUCAAUAUUUUUUUUUAGCUUUCUUUUGUCAAACGCCACACAUUCCUCAAAUGUUUUACCGGCCUUAGCAGAUGUGCAUUAUUUACGACUGCCUUCAUCGCUUGUCUCUAUUUUCCCAUUACUGUAUUGACAUUCUGCAAAAUGUAAACAUUUCCCAUGCCAACAUAUCAUACUGUAGGCCCCUGAAAGCAUUCUGACCCCUAGUUUUUGAUGACAUAUAUGAUUUAAAAAAUGACAAUAAUGCAAGAAAAUGCAGUGUUCUAAUAUGAUGACAUAUUUAAAAGCAUAUGUUAACUUUGAAUAAAAAUAUAUUUUGUCAGCAA
This is a messenger RNA of Micropterus salmoides (largemouth bass), 4764 nucleotides long. RefSeq names its product solute carrier family 17 member 9b (gene slc17a9b). Gene Ontology annotation, biological process: transmembrane transport. NCBI's taxonomy places the organism in Eukaryota, Metazoa, Chordata, Actinopteri, Centrarchiformes, Centrarchidae. Gene Ontology annotation, molecular function: transmembrane transporter activity. Bases 604 to 2004 code for a protein of 466 amino acids. The record is from RefSeq and is a predicted model, not a curated record. Gene Ontology annotation, cellular component: membrane. The transcript has 13 exons.